This is a messenger RNA of Gigantopelta aegis, 2588 nucleotides long. Its product is annotated as mucin-5AC-like. NCBI's taxonomy places the organism in Eukaryota, Metazoa, Mollusca, Gastropoda, Neomphalida, Peltospiridae. The coding region runs from base 1177 to 2415 and encodes 412 amino acids. The transcript has 8 exons. The record is from RefSeq and is a predicted model, not a curated record. Gene Ontology annotation, molecular function: oxidoreductase activity, acting on metal ions.
AAACAGCUGGCUAAUCAUAUGAACAACUGGUCCCAAAAUAUAUCAAUAUACGAGUUCUUGUAUAUAUAUGGGCUUAUGGCCUUACAUACAAUAAAAUAAUUGAAUUGAAAGAAUUGAAUACAAGAGGCGGUAAAUACUGGUUGUUUUCAAGCAACAGAGACACAACUAUAGCAGCAAGUUUGGUCAAUCACAGAAUGUUGCUGUAUAUUAUGCGGAUAUCAACAAGGACGUGCUAGUGCUUAUGGAAACUUUAGAACUUUAAUUCCUAAUCAAAAUAAUUAUUAAUGUUAAAAGAACUCAAAUCAGCAACAUUGUGUUUAUAGUUAUAAUGUAAAUAGCAAUUUGUAUCUUCAUUACACAUGUAUUAUAUUAGCACGGAUCCGGGCUGAGUGGUUUUUAAAAUGAGACACUUCCGGGAGUGUUAACAUUGAAUUCAGGAAGACGAACGCUUGCGAUCAAUUUGAUAUCCAAUUCUAUCCAAUCACAUUCAUUUAACGUUGGGCACAAAACCAGUCUAGCGAACGUUACGUCUUUUGAAUAUUCAUCAUAUAUGAACGUUUUCUGUUGUUGUUACUAAUGAAUGGUACUUUCCUUGAUAUUUUGCUCAUAGUGCACAUAAACAGAACUGGAUGUUUACUGGUAUACACAGACUGAAUAAAACUAUUCAUAGCCCAAGCUUUUUAAACUAAUGUUCCACGUCCGCAUCGAUAAUCAUAUAGCAACAAUUAAUAAUCUCUUACGGGAAAGCGAAAACCUAAGCAAUAUAAGCAGAAACUGGUCAUCACCAAGCAGAAACUUAUCUGCUGAACGUAAUUAGAUAUUUUACGGUCGGCUGACUGCCCGAUAUGCAAUGUGUUUGGCUGGACCGGACAUGGAGGCUAAUUAUCUCUAAUGUAUAAGGUUAUUGGUUCUGUGACGGCUAGAGCCUGGAGGAGAAACGCGCGUGGUUCGAUUACCCAGCAUAUGUUUCCGUCUAACAAGAUUCAUUACACCAAUGGGGUGUGCGAGCUUUUCCUUCAAACUUGUGGCCUUUUUAGAUGAAGAUGACUGAUUGAGCUUACCGAGAAACGCCGUGAUUAUCACACCGAGAAUUUCCCACUGGUCCCGACAUGAAUACCACACGCAUUACUAAUUAACGCAAAAUAUUCUGGUUGUGCGUCAAGGUUUACAUCUAGGAUGGGUGGUGGUCUUCUCGGAUCUACGCUUCAGUUGGUGGUGUUAUUGAUGCUGCAGUGGGGUAGUUGCCAUGGCUACAGCACUGGGACACCGGACACGGCGUGUAACACCAUGGCCCCACACCACGGAUUUGCGAAAUCGUCCACUGCUACAUCGCCGUUCGUUGUCCUGGUGUCCAAAUCCUCGUACGAACCAAACGAAAAGAUCAAAGUUAUGUUACGAGGACUAUGCAGUAACAGUUUCAAAGGUUUCCUUGUGUAUGCAAAACGCGCCGACCCGCGGAUGAAUACAACUGAGAGAAUUGGAACAUUCACUGAAGUGGAGCAAACCAGAUACGCCUGUGGUCAUGAGACUGCACUGACACAUCUGAGAAACAAAACGAAAACCUCCAUCCUCUUGGACUGGACAGCUCCAGCGGUACCUUCCGGUCACGUGAUUAUUAAAGCUACGUUCGUUCAACAGUUCAGUACAUUCUGGGCUGGAAUCAACUCGGUGGUUGUGUCCGACCCCAGAGCCCCACCAAUUACCUUCCAAGCCCCGCAGAUGACGAAAUACAUAACCCCGUGCACCGAGGAUCUGCCCAAGAAAACCACCACGCUUCCUUCGACGACGUCAACUUCAACGACCGCAUCAACGCCAACGACUGCCACAACACCAACACCAACAUCUGUUGUAAUACCUACACCUGCUGUAAUACCUACACCUGCUAGAAUACCACAACCUGCUAGAAUUCCAGCACCUGCUACUACACGACGUCCCUUGAGAUCUCCACCCUUCCAGACACCUCCACCAAGGUCAUUCACGGCCAAUCCGGUCCAGCCCGCUUUUAACCCACCGCGACCAACAACUCCCAGAUAUAUCAACAACAUCCAGACCACCCCGCAGUGCGGCGUCACACACGGUUGUUUCGUCGACUGUCAGAAAGGGGUCUGCAGAUUCGAGGUCGCUUGGAAGGAUCUGGGUGACAAGGUGUGGUUCCACAUCAGAGCGGCGGCCAUCCCUGACUCCCCAGAACAGUGGACAGCCAUUGGAUUUUCCACGGAUAAUAAGAUGGGCCAUGACAGCGUGGUGGAAUGUGUACACACCAUGACGAGAACUAUGAUGAUCAGCAUUUCCUACAACGACCGCAGAAAGAACACGCAAAUUAGAACGGUAAGGCUGAUAGGUACAGGGUUCGCAGCCAGGUACUGGAUCCCACCCAGAGCGAGUUUUAACACUCAGUGGGUAGGUGUAAGAUAGCUGAUGUGUGUGCUCAGGACAGCGUGAUUGAACCUUAAUUGGAUAUAAGCACGGAAAUAAGUUCAACAGAAAGGAAAGAACGGUUUUUGACCUUUGCUUUAAAAUAUUAGACAUAGUUCAGCGGAGUGUUAAUACCUUUAUUUAACAUAUGUUAAUGCUUUCUAUAAUAUUUA